Molecule: messenger RNA, 1476 nt
Organism: Rodentolepis nana
Lineage: Eukaryota; Metazoa; Platyhelminthes; Cestoda; Cyclophyllidea; Hymenolepididae
Source: the annotation of a GenBank genome assembly
AUGCUUGUUGAUACUAAGGCUGUUACGGAAGAAGCCUUAGUCAAAUCUCCUGUUGAUGGGGAAGAGCCAAAGGAUGUUGAUUUGCUUACGCUUGAGGACAUUCGUGAUCAGAUACGCUAUAUUGAAAAAUCAGUUGCCACCAAAGAGUUGCAUUUCAUGACUCGCGUUCUUCGUGGUCUAAAUACGAUUCGCCGUAAACUAAACAGCAACGUUUUGCGUGGUCUUGUACACACCUAUUUUGUACCUCAGUCUCAACAGUGGAAUUAUUUUAUGGAGUUCCUUCCAGAGGCUAUGGAUGCUCCGCCCAAAUUGAAUUUGAAGCCGAAAACUCAAAAAUCUGGUUCUCUCUUACCAGAAGUUGAAGUAUAUCUACACCUUUUAUUGCUAAUGCAUCUAUUAGAUGGAGGAAUGACUAAAGAAGCGACGAAUUGUUCAUCCCUUUUAAUGGAAAGAACCCAAGAAACCGGUCGAAGAAGUAUGGCUGUACUGGCUAGUAGGUGUUUCUACUUCCACAGCAGAGCUUUUGAGUUGGAUGAUAGAUUGGAGGAAAUCCGUUCUUUCCUUCAUUCUCGUCUUCGUUCAGCUACUCUCAAGAAAAAUCACGAUUGCCAAGCUGUGCUGGUUAAUUUGCUAUUGAGGAACUAUCUUCAUUAUAAUUUACAUGAUCAGGCCUCUAAACUUGUUAGUCGCGUUGAGUUUCCUGAAUCGGCUCCUAAUAAUGAAUGGGCACGCUUUUUGUAUUACCUCGGCUUCAUCAAGGCUAUUCAGCUGGACUACAACGCUGCCCAUGAUCAUCUUGUAUCAGCAAACAGAAAGGCUCCACAGCAUACAGCUAUUGGAUUCAAACAGGCUCUGCACAAACUGAAUACCGUUGUAGAACUUUUAUUAGGGGAAUUGCCUGAUCGUAGUAUUUUCAGACAGCCUGAGUUCAAAGACGCUCUGCAUCCUUACUUUCAACUCACUCAAUCUAUACAUGCUGGUGAUUUGGGUCAAUUUAACAAUGUCCUCAAGACUUAUUUGAGACAAUUCAACCAUGAUAAGACCUACACUCUUAUUCUACGUCUUCGUCACAACGUUAUAAAAACUGGUGUUAGGAGAAUUUCCUUAAGCUAUUCGAAGAUUUCUCUCACCGAUGUUGCUGAGAAGUUACAGUUAGACAGUGCUGAAGAUGCUGAGUACAUUGUUGCUAAGGCUAUUCGUGAUGGCGUUAUUGAAGCUGUGAUUAACCGUGAACAUGGCUACAUGAUUACAACAGAAGCGAGUGAUCUCUACUCAACUCGUGAACCGGUGCAUCAAUUCAAUCAACGCAUCAGUUUCUGUCUUGGAAUCAGAAACCAGGGAAUUAAGGCCAUGCGAUACCCACCCAAGAAGUAUGACAAUGAUUUGGAAUCCGCUGAGGAGCGCCGAGAACGCGAGCAGCAAGAGAUGGAAAGUGCAAAGGAGCUCUCUGAGGAUGAUUUCGAUGGUUUCCCCUAA